Sporisorium graminicola is the source of this 357-nucleotide messenger RNA. RefSeq lists its product as uncharacterized. The transcript has 2 exons. Lineage: Eukaryota; Fungi; Basidiomycota; Ustilaginomycetes; Ustilaginales; Ustilaginaceae. The record is from RefSeq and is a predicted model, not a curated record. Bases 1 to 357 code for a protein of 118 amino acids.
AUGGUGCCUACACCCGCCUCUGGCCCCGUGAUGGACUUCUUCAACACAGAUGACCAUUCGCGUCCACAAGCCUCACUAGCGUCCCCUCAGAUGAUCGCUUCAUCGCUACCAUUUAUACAGUGCCAGAUUAUGCAAGCACCACCCUACAUCGACUACAGCAGCAAUGUAACCUUGAAGAAGCAGAGGAACAUCAGCAACAACAACAACAACAACAACAACAACAACAACAACAACAACAACAACAACAACAACAACAACAACAACAACAACAACAACAACAACAACAACAACAACAACAACAACAACAACAACAACAACAACAGCAGCAGCAACAAGAAGAAGAAGAAGAACACAUAG